GGGUGGCUGACUAUUAAUUGCCUCCAGAGCAACUAUAUAUACAUCUAACUUGUGUCGUCGGUGAUUGAUUCUUCUUUUGGGCCUGGGACGAUUCGGCUUUCGGUUAUGGGACUAUUCUAAGUGGUCUCACUUGGGACGACAUGUUGACAUGUCGCUGGGACGACUUGACUCGGGGUGUGGGGCGAUAUGGUCCAAAUGACCGGCCCCUUUGAUCUCUAUUUGUGUUUCAUUUUUUUUUUUUUUUUUUUUUUAAUUUCUGUACGGUGCACUGAGCCUACUGUAAAAGUGUGGAAGUAUGCUUUCAAAAACUCUACCUGUGUUUAUAAAUAUGGACGCCAGAAAGGUCAUGACCCUUAUUUGUAAAUCACGUGAUGCGCAAUACACCCCCCCCCCCAACACACAACAACCUCCCCCUUGCCAAGGGGGACAAACGUCAGACAGAAAUGUUCGAGGAGGAAGACUCCGACACCGUGGAGGAGAUAAUAACGGUGCGCCCAUUACCAACGCCACGUUUGAAGCAAAUUCAGGUGCACCAUGCACAGCGACACGUAGCCAGUCCCUGGUGUAACGGCCAUGCUGACAGCGGGAGACUGGCCGCACAGCCUCCAGACUCUAAAAGAGAGGAAGCCAGUUUUCCUCCUAUAAUUCCACUGAAUGUUGGAGGACAUAUCUAUAUGACUCGACUGUCUACACUUCUUAAGUAUUCUGACUCUAUGCUGGCUGCCAUGUUCAGUGGCCGACAUCGCAUAGACAGAGACAACAAUGGAAAUUACUUCUUGGACAGCAAUGGAGUAAUUUUCAGCCAUAUCUUGGAGUUCUUGCGAUAUGGCAGUCUUCCAGACAAGGAGAAUGCCUUUUUGGUCUACAGAGAUGCACAUUACUAUGGUCUACAUGAGCUAGUGGAGAAACUGGCUCUGCGGCCAGAAAUAGCAGCCAUUAGUGUGAAGGAAGCUCACAAGUCCCAGUUUCCAAAUUAUACAGAGGUCAAAGAACAAGUCAUUCGAACAGCAAUGGCCAAUGCUUCAAUUAAUCGGGUAGGGGAUGUCAAUAUAUAUGCCUUUCGAAAAGAGUUUAAGGCCAAGGCACCAAGCUUCAGUCUGAAGCAUACCUGUGUCACCGAGCAAGCAGACAUUGCUGUGGGACCCUGGGAAGCUGCAGCAGAUGAAGAAACCUUUAUUCGCUGCUUGGAAAAUGACCUUUUAGAAGAAGGCUUCAUUGUUAGACCACAUGAAGCAAAACGUAGAUGUAAAUAUUACAAUGGCCAGACAUGCCAAAAAUUUCUGUUUAAAAUCAGCAUCUCUUUUGAUUGAGCCUUUAUACUGCACAUGAGUAAUGACUUUAAGAAAAUAACUAAAUAUGAGAUACCUUUAUGUUUACUUUUAGACCUUAACCACAUCUUGAUGUCAAAGAAAGACAUGAAAAGAACAGUAAGGAGCUCUGUGGAAAAUAUAAUGCAUGAAAAUUUAACAGAAAUAGAUAUGGUUGAUGAACUUUCUAUUUCUGUGGAUGUUCUCCAGUUCUUCAGAUUUUUUGUCCAAGAAAUUAGUUACUGGAAUCAUCCUAAAAUUUAAAAAAAAAUAUUUUCUAAACAUAUUUUUCAAAGAGAAUCAUUUUAUAAAACUUCCCUUUUCUUUUCCAUAAACACUAAGUGACAAUGUUUGGGACUCUUCUAAGCUUCACAUACAAAUUAAAUCUGGUUUUUCUGAAUGAGAAAUUGUAACCAAAGUCUUACAGUGCUAAAGUAGUACUUAGAGCUUUGAAAACACUGUACAUAGCAAGUUUUUAAUAAUGACAUUUACGUUAUUUUGUCCUGGAAGUGUGCUGGCACACUUGUGUUAAUAAUGUAGUCUCCAGUGACCUCACUUGCAGUGGCUGGCAGCUGUUAGAACCUUAUUUUGAGAGUCUCCUUUACUGCACAAUUUUGUCAUUGUGAUCAUUUUUUUAAAAUGUAUACCUUAGUGUGCUUACUUACUUUAAUGUUUCCCCUGUAUUAAUACAUUGCCAUUUAUCUUUAGUUUGUCAAGUUUUGUUUUUUGGAUGUUUUGAUUGUUCAUAUUUUUUUUUCAAUAGCCUUUUUUGGGAGUGCAGAGAUUUCAGUAACACUAUGAAAGUGCUGAUUUCAGCUCAGAUUGCUGCAGAUGUAAUGGUACUUUUUGUAAAAUCACAACGGUCUUGCAGUAAUGCAAAGUUCUAGUAUGUUGCAGAAACUCAUCAUGGUAUUUUAACUUUAGAGAUUUAUUUUAUCAACUUUCUAUGUUCCAUUAACUGUAUCUAAAGUUAUUACUGAAAAGCAAAAAUAACUAUACUUUCACUUGUAAACUGGAUUGAACAAACACUUCGUAACAUAAUAAAAAAAAAAAAUCGGCACAAAUCUUUUAAAAGACAUGAAUUUAUAAGCAUGAUCCAAAGUAAUUUUUUUUAAAAUGAGCCUGAAAAGAGAUUGCACAGAACUUUCAACACCAAAAGGUAACCUAAAUUUUUCUGUGGCAAAUAAACUUUGUACGUCAGAAAGUUCAAGACUUUUAGUUGUAAUUAAAUAAAUAUAUAUGUCUAUGUGUAAAAGAAUCCUAACAGCCAAACAUAACAUUAAACUCAAAAUUUCUUCCACAUAACCAAGCUGUUAUUAGUUUGAAUUAAAAAAUGUGAAGUAAAUUUUUUAUUAGUUUUAUUUUAUAAAUGCAUACUUUUGACAUCGCUGAAGGCUUUAGCCAGUGCACCAGUAAUCAGAAUCUUAAUGAACUAAAUCCAGUCAUUUGUAAAUAAUUGACUUGGCUUGUAUAAACCUUUAUGUUAUGGUUGAAACUGCUAUUGCCACUUACAUCAGGCUGCUCCAUUGGAUGUAGUUAUGUAUAUUUGAUUGGGUAUAAAAUGAUGUAUAAUUUUUAAUGAAAUGGUAAAAAUUGUUUUCUCAAUGGGAAGGCUUUUAUGUUCAUGCUCCGUUUUUAGAGCUGAUAAGGACCAGUUCAGUCUAUGAUGAUGUACAUAAAUAACUGCUUUAGUUUCUUGAGCAUUUUUUGUGUUGGUGGUGAUAUAUUUUUUUCUCAAUGAAUGACAUACUGUGAUAGGUCAAAGAAGGAUCAGAACUGGAAGAAAGGUUACUGUGAUGUUUUUUCCUGGUAAUGUAACAGUUAUUUUAUUACAAAUUGUCACUAAGUUGAGUAUUCCUAAAUUACAGUGAAUCCUUGUAUGAUAUGCAUUCAUAUACACACAAUGGGCAUGACUUCGUAAGUCUGUGCUUGUGUGUGAAAGGGGUGCAGUCAUUUUGUCCUACAGCUUGUCAAUUUGUCCCAGCUGUGUCCCUUUCAUCCUAAGUCUAUUUGUGUGUGAGAGAGAGAGAGAAUACAAGCAAGAGAAAGAAUGAUUGGUAGAUGCCCAAAGAUUCACCUGUUUAUGGAACUUUCAGAAAUUUAAAGCGACUAAAAGAGUUUGUCAAUGUAUAGAUUGAGUGAAAUAAAGACAAGAUUUGUACAGCUCGUUA
Molecule: messenger RNA, 3478 nt
Organism: Pomacea canaliculata
Lineage: Eukaryota; Metazoa; Mollusca; Gastropoda; Architaenioglossa; Ampullariidae
Product: BTB/POZ domain-containing protein KCTD7-like
Exons: 2
Coding region: 372-1310 (312 amino acids)
Biological process (GO): protein homooligomerization
Source: RefSeq, a predicted model, not a curated record